AUGAAACGAGACGAGAGAAAACGCCGCUUUAACGAAGCAAUUGUUAACACUCUAUAUCCUCCAUCUCCGCAGCAUGAACAGGACUCGGAACCAGUAAAAGACUUGAUCGAAUUGGAAUCUUACGACGACGUUAUUUCAGGCACUUUAGAUGACUGUGAAAAUGCCUCAACAAGCGGCGAAGAAGGAGGACGCGGUUAUGAGACAGAGAAACUAACAAGAGCUCAACGAAAGAGAAUUCGUAAGAAGAAGAUGAAGGAAGAAUCCAUCCUCCGUGGAAAGUUAAUUGGGCCGUUAAUGCCUCCAUCCCAAACAACACAGGCCAGGGACGAUAAUCCUCCACCUGUUCGAUCAAAUGCUUCUCAGAAAGGUGAUGAGACUACUCGUGCUAACGCCAAGGGAAUGAAGCAGCGGAGGAUGGUGAAAAGGGUUGUCAGAGAAACGCGAGAUGCCUCUGCAUUGGACAAAUGUAAUCAAAUUUCAAGUGAUGCUGUUGAUGGUAUGAAAGAAGCUCGUAAGUAA
Molecule: messenger RNA, 519 nt
Organism: Lathyrus sativus (Indian pea)
Lineage: Eukaryota; Viridiplantae; Streptophyta; Magnoliopsida; Fabales; Fabaceae
Source: the annotation of a GenBank genome assembly